This is a messenger RNA of Octopus bimaculoides (California two-spot octopus), 1933 nucleotides long. RefSeq names its product tyrosine-protein kinase Lyn. Gene Ontology annotation, biological process: protein phosphorylation. Gene Ontology annotation, molecular function: protein tyrosine kinase activity; protein binding; ATP binding. The record is from RefSeq and is a predicted model, not a curated record. Lineage: Eukaryota; Metazoa; Mollusca; Cephalopoda; Octopoda; Octopodidae.
CACCUUUGACUAGGGCACAUACACCAAUGUAGCACAUGAUAGUAUCAAGCUGUCUUAAUUACCAUCACCACCACCACCACCACUACUAUAGUCUUCGUCGUCACCGCCCUCAUUUCUUUCACUGAUUCACAGAUCAGUUUUUGACAGUGGAGUAGUGACGGUUGGAUUGUUAGUAACCACCCGGGGCAAUUCCAGUGAAUACCUCGCGGUGUGCCUUGUAUGUUUAUAUAUAUAUAUAUAUAUAUAUAUAUAUAUGUAUAUAUAUAUACAAGCAUUCCCUUUAACAUCGAAACGGGAGGACGUUUUAACUAACAGGUGGUGGCGGUGAUUGUUGUGAUUUGACUCUUUCUAGAAACUGUGAGUGAAAUACAACAGGUUCCAGUAUGGGGUCUGUAUUUGGAAAAUGUUGUGGAGCACCCACAGAGACAAGAAAGCAAAAUGAUGUAGUAGACUCAAUCCCUAUGCCCAAUUCUGAUAAAUUGGAGAGAAUGCUCCCACCUGUUCCACUGAAUGGAUCUUGUGAUAUUUUAAUUGUUCGAGCUUUGUAUGACUUCGACGCCAUUACCGAAGAAGACCUUUCAUUCAAGAAAGGGGAUCGCAUGAAAGUUGAAGAUAAUUUGCAGAGCAACGACUGGUGGGUUGCUUACCAUUUAGGGACGAAAGUCAGUGGUUAUAUUCCCAGUAACUACGUCAUUAAAGAUGAUAACUCCAUUGAGGCACAGGACUGGUGGCAUGAUUUGGAACGCAGAGAUGCUGAACUACAACUUCUACUUCCUGGUAAUAUACCUGGUACCUACUUGAUACGACUUGCAAGUGAUAAGAAAUCCUAUGUAUUAUCUGUCCGAGAUAUACAAGCAAAUGUGCCUGCUGUAAAACAUUACCGGCUUCGAAAACUUGACAAUGGUGGUUACUACAUUACACCAAAACAUCUUUUUCCUGAUUUGUUUGGGUUACUAGAUCAUUACAGUUGUCAUAGCGAGGGUCUUUGUCAACGUCUAACAAAAGUUUGUCCAAAAGAGCGUCCAGUUGUGCAUUUCCGAGAACUGGAGAUUAACCGUGAAGCUAUAGUUCUGAUAAAGAAACUGGAUAGUGGAUGUUUUGGCGAUGUCUAUUUAGGCAAAUGGAACAACUCGGUGAAUGUAGCAAUAAAAACUCUGAAGCCAGGAACGAUGUCAUGUGACGAAUUUGUCGCGGAAGCCCACACCAUGCACACACUGCGACACCGAAGACUGGUGCAGCUGCUUGCUGUUUGCACUAGGGAGGAACCAAUUUACAUCAUUACAGAACUGAUGGAUAAGGGGUCACUACUUAAUUACCUACGGAAUAAUAAAUUAUCUCCAGACAUGCUUUCAGUACAGGAUCUCAUUGAGAUAGCAGCACAGGUGGCAGAUGGAAUGAAAUACCUUGAAAUGUGUAAAUAUGUUCAUCGAGACUUGAGAGCAGCAAACAUCUUGGUAGCAGCAAACAAAACUGUUAAAGUAGCUGACUUUGGUUUGGCUCGACUUAUCAAGGAUGAAGUAUAUGAGGGACAUGGACGUGUCCGUUUUCCUGUAAAGUGGACAUCACCAGAAGCUGCCCAUGAACACCGGUUCUCGAUAAAAUCUGAUGUAUGGUCCUAUGGCGUUUUACUUUAUGAAAUUAUUACAUUUGGCCGUGUCCCUUAUCCUGAAUAUCCUGGGAAAACAGUAUUGCAUAAGAUUGAGAAUGGAUAUCGAAUGCCAAAACCAACAGAGCCUAUAAGUUGUCCAGAUACUUACUAUGAAGUCAUGUUAAACUGCUGGAACAAGAAACCGGAAAUGCGACCAACUUUUGAUUACCUUUUCUCUCACUUUAACGACUUCCUGGUCUCUUCAGAGAAAAAUUAUACCGAGUGAAAAUUGUGAAAAAAAAAACAAGAAGGAAAACCACAACAAAAAGCCACCCGAAAAUAAAA